AAAAUGAGUAUUUUUUUUACAAAAAAAUCUGUUAUUUUGGUCUAGCUUGGCCCUUUUCAAGCUUCUGUUAUAAUGGCUUUGAGAGAAAACUGAACUGCAUGCUGUCAGUCUUGUGAGGGCCUCUGAGACAACCUGAUCCAACAUGUCACAUGUGGGGAAACUGAGACCCACAUAAGUGCAUAAGGCAUAGCACUUAUGCAAGAUCAUAAAGGGAAGUAGAGGCCCCAGAUCCCCUGUUUGGGGCUCAGGCAGCUGUGCAAAUGUUACAGUCUAUGGGUCUAUGGGCCUGAAUUACAACUAGAAUUUAUGGCUAACCUGCAUUAGUUGCUAACUACAAGUAUGGCCCUGAAUGCCGAGCAUAGCUGACCUCACAGACUCACUCAGGGACAAGCUGGCCUGGGAGUGACAGGUGAGAGAGCAAAGGGCAGCUGGGUGGGCGUGGAGCCAGCCAGGUGUGCCCCAGGCCCCUCCCUCUCAUCUCCAGGUCUCACCCAGCGCUGCCUCCUCCCUGGCAGGGCUGAAGGCUUACUUACUGCCCCUGGCUGAGCUCGGACAGAAGAAUGAAAAGUCUCCGCUGGCGUUACACUCGGCUGCUUAGAACACAAUCCCUGGCAUCCACUCUGGAUCAAGAGCAACCAGGCAGACAAAACCUCGGGGGCUCAAGGCCACAUCCGCCCAGCCAGGUGGAGGAUGCUCUGUCUGGGGAGGAGGACAAGGAAGAGGAGGAGGAAAAGGAGGAGGCAACAACCUCAGCCCCAGCUCCGGUUCCUGAAGGCCCCGUGGCGCCCCAGCUGGCAGGAGCCAGCCAGGUUCUGGGAGCCUCGGAGAUGAGUCAGGUUCGGGCACAGUCCAUGCUCAGUCUCCACCUGCCGCCGAGAGUCACUGGAUACUCCUGGAGGCUGGCCUUCUGCACGUCGAGGGACGGCUUCAGUCUGCGGAGCCUGUACAGGCAGAUGGAGGGUCAGAGUGGGCCGGUGCUGCUGGUGCUGAGAGACCAGGACGGCCAGGUCUUCAAGUGGACAGGAAGCAACUCUUUCUUUGUGAAAGGCGACUUGGAUUCUCUGAUGAUGGGCUGUGGCAGUUCUUAAGGCAAGAAUGCUGAAGUGGUUUGCCGUUCCCUUCUCCAGUGGACCCCUUGAUGUGAAGAGCCCACUCAUUAGAAAAGGCCCUGAUGCUGGGAAAGAUUGAAGGCAGGAGGAGAAGGGGACAACAGAAGACAAGAUGGUUGGAUUGCAUCACCAACUCAAUGGACGUGAGUUUGAGCAAGCCCUGGGAGAUAGGGAAGGACGGGGAAGCCUGGCAUGCUGCAGUUCAUGGGGUCACGACUGAGCAACUGAACAACAACAAUUAGUUUUUUGAUCAAGAAAACAUUCAAAAAUCACUAUAUACAAUGCUCUAUUAAUAACAUGACCACAAUUACAUAAAAAUAUUGACAAUAUUGACAUAAAAAUAUGUCAAAGAAAAUUUUGUUCAUUGUUGUUUAGUCCCCCAGUUGUGCCCGACUCUUUUGCGACCCCAUGGACUGUUAGCCCAGGCUGCCAGGCCCCUCUAUCCAUGGAAUUUCCCAGGCAAGAAUACUGGAGUUGGCUGUCAUUUUAAAAAUCUGCCUAAUGUUAGUUUCUUCUGUGAUAUCAUAGGUGAUUCUCUUCUAUCCAUCUUUUUUCUGUAUUUUCCAGAUUUUCUAUAAUGACCAGGUACUACUGUUAUAACAGGGGUGGUAGUGAUGCUUUACCUUAAAUAAAUUCUUUGUGUAGCAUGUUAUUGAGCUAACU
Molecule: messenger RNA, 1772 nt
Organism: Dama dama (fallow deer)
Lineage: Eukaryota; Metazoa; Chordata; Mammalia; Artiodactyla; Cervidae
Gene: TLDC2
Product: TBC/LysM-associated domain containing 2
Exons: 6
Coding region: 561-1088 (175 amino acids)
Biological process (GO): response to oxidative stress
Cellular component (GO): nucleus
Source: RefSeq, a predicted model, not a curated record